Molecule: messenger RNA, 2145 nt
Organism: Nannospalax galili (Upper Galilee mountains blind mole rat)
Lineage: Eukaryota; Metazoa; Chordata; Mammalia; Rodentia; Spalacidae
Gene: Agap3
Product: ArfGAP with GTPase domain, ankyrin repeat and PH domain 3
Biological process (GO): proteasome-mediated ubiquitin-dependent protein catabolic process
Cellular component (GO): nucleus
Molecular function (GO): GTPase activator activity; protein binding
Source: RefSeq, a predicted model, not a curated record
AUGCUUCCCACCCACCGCUGUGAUUGGUUUAACAAAGGCUUAGCCAUCUUUUCCUGGGCUUCACCACGCUGCCUGCCUCCCGCUCAGUCUCGAAAAGGUGCUGACCUGGACCGGGAGAAGAAAGCUGCUGAGUGCAAGGUGGACAGUAUUGGGAGCGGCCGGGCCAUCCCUAUUAAGCAGGGGAUCCUGCUGAAACGGAGUGGCAAGUCCCUGAACAAGGAGUGGAAGAAGAAGUACGUGACACUCUGUGACAAUGGGCUGCUCACAUACCACCCUAGCCUACAUGAUUACAUGCAGAACAUCCAUGGCAAGGAGAUCGACCUGCUGCGGACAACGGUGAAAGUACCAGGGAAACGUCUGCCCCGAGCCACGCCUGCCACAGCCCCAGGCACCAGCCCCCGUGCCAACGGGCUAGCCAUGGAGCGGAGUAGCACACAGCUGGGUGGGGGCACAGGUGCCCCCCACUCGGCCAGCAGCGCAUCUUUGCAUUCUGAACGCUCCCUCAGCAGCUCAGCCUGGGCUGGCCCACGCCCCGAGGGGCUACACCAGCGCUCCUGCUCCGUUUCCAGUGCUGACCAGUGGAGUGAGGCAGCUGCCCUGCCUGCCAGCAUGCAGCACCCUGCCAGUGGCCCAGCUGAGGUUCUCAGUUCCAGCCCCAAGCUGGAGCCUCCCCCAUCUCCCCACUCCAACCGGAAGAAGCACCGUCGGAAAAAGAGCACCGGGACCCCCCGACCAGACGGCCCCAGCAGUGCUGCUGAAGAGGUAGAGGAGUCCUUUGAGUUUGUGGUGGUGUCCCUCACUGGGCAGACCUGGCACUUCGAGGCUUCAACAGCAGAAGAACGGGAGCUGUGGGUGCAGAGCGUGCAGGCCCAGAUCCUCGCCAGCCUGCAGGGCUGCCGCAGCGCCAAGGACAAGACGCGACUGGGGAACCAGAACACAGCUCUGGCUGUGCAGGCUGUCCGCACGGUCCGAGGCAACAGCUUCUGUAUCGACUGCGAAGCCCCCAAUCCAGACUGGGCCAGCCUGAACCUGGGCGCCUUGAUGUGCAUUGAGUGUUCAGGGAUCCACCGACAUCUGGGGGCUCACCUGUCCCGGGUCCGCUCCCUGGACCUCGACGACUGGCCACCUGAGCUGCUGGCUGUCAUGACUGCGAUGGGCAACACCCUAGCCAACAGUGUCUGGGAGGGGGCCCUGGAUGGCUAUGCCAAGCCAGGGCCUGAGGCCUGCAGAGAGGAGAAGGAACGCUGGAUCCGGGCCAAGUACGAGCAGAAGCUCUUCCUGGCCCCGCUGCCAAGCUCGGAUGUGCCACUGGGGCAGCAGCUGCUCCGGGCCGUGGUGGAGGAUGACCUGCGGCUGCUGGUGAUGCUGCUGGCCCACGGGUCCAAGGAGGAGGUGAACGAGACAUACGGGGAUGGUGAUGGGAGGACAGCCCUGCACCUGUCCAGUGCCAUGGCCAACGUAGUCUUCACACAGCUGCUCAUCUGGUACGGGGUGGACGUGAGGAGCCGCGAUGCCCGGGGCCUGACCCCACUCGCCUAUGCCCGCCGGGCCGGCAGCCAGGAGUGUGCGGACAUCCUGAUCCAGCAUGGCUGCCCUGGGGAGGGCUGUGGGUUAGCACCCACUCCCAACAGAGAGCCUGCGAAUGGCACCAACCCCUCCACUGAGCUGCACCGCAGCCCUAGCCUCCUAUGAAGCUCAGGAAGAGGGCAGAGGGACCAGAAGGACUCCAUGACCUGGAGGAAACAGACAGAAGCAGGGACAUGCAGUGAGGAAGAGGAGGAGGAAACGAGGGACAGUCCAGGGGAUGGGGAGAGGUCUGAGAUUUGAGCUACAGCAGAAUGGGAGUGUGGUGUUCAGCCCUCUGCCCUAUGGUGCCAUUAAGAAGGGACAGAACCCUUUGGAGGUGCCUGUGAGGAGAGGGGGGCAGGACCUCUCCCUCCUCCAGAACCCUGCCUCCUCUUGCCAGCUUCCACAAACCUUCACCCAGCAGUGGGGAAGGAUAGAACACAGGAUGGGGGUGCUGGAUCAAAGAGAUAAGGGGGCGAUCUGUGAGUCCUGUGUAAAAUUUGUACAUUGGAAUAUUUAUGUUCGUGUACAUAUGUGGUGUGUGUGUAUGAUGAGCCAAUAAACCAGACUGUAUGUGUG